Cynoglossus semilaevis (tongue sole) is the source of this 8582-nucleotide messenger RNA. RefSeq names its product solute carrier family 9 member A1a (gene slc9a1a). Gene Ontology annotation, biological process: potassium ion transmembrane transport; sodium ion import across plasma membrane; regulation of intracellular pH. The transcript has 13 exons. Gene Ontology annotation, molecular function: potassium:proton antiporter activity; sodium:proton antiporter activity. Lineage: Eukaryota; Metazoa; Chordata; Actinopteri; Pleuronectiformes; Cynoglossidae. Gene Ontology annotation, cellular component: plasma membrane. The record is from RefSeq and is a predicted model, not a curated record.
GACAAAAUGCAGUUGUUUUGUUGACCUUAAUAAUAGAAAGCCAUGUAUGAGUCUUAAAAUAGUAUUGAAGCCUGUUGUACGUUUGUGUGUAUUUCCCAUGAGUCUCAGGGUGGGGGCGCUUUGUUUCGGGAGUCAUAAAAUUCGGGACAUUUCAGCAAUGCUGUUACUGAGACACUGGCACACAGUCUCAAAUGUAGAGUAAGGAUUCUCCCUCCAUUCCUGUAGGUGUCACUAGAGUCGGCCAACCCCCUCCCUCUCCAACCCACCGUCCUUCUCCUCCUCCCAUCCACAAAACCUCCGCGAAAGGGUGUGCGCCUUUUGAAGGUUGCACGAAGCCAAACAUAGCUUCAGACAAGCGCGCGUCCCACUUGGUUUCACAACCCGGGACAAGUCUGUGACCAGCAGCGAGGGAGAUCACCUCCCUCUCCUCCUCCUUUCACCGCUCCCGACUAGACUCCUCUCCACUGGGGAAGAAGAAAGGAUAUGCCGCAUAUGCCCGGAGUCUGGCACUAAAAAGUUAAAGUGGAAUGAGGUAGACGGGAUGAUAGGAUGUGGCAGCUGCGUGGUUUCAUCUCAAGGUCAGUGUCCGGGAGCUGGUGGAUUUGUGGGACUGUGGGAGCGGAGGAGACGCUGCUGAGGGGAUGGAUGUCUCUGUGGUUUCACUGUCUCCAGCAUCAACAGUGACACAUUUCACCGACGAGGACGUUGACAGCCAGCGACACAGAAACGGAAGAACUUGUGAAAGACUGUUGUGAAGAAGCCGACCUGUGAAGGCUGUGUUUUACGGUCAGGUUGUAAAAGUCUGCUCUUCUUUAUUUAUCUCCUUGGCCGUUGUUGUCUUCCUUUAUUGGCCUGUGACGGCGCGAACGUUCACCUGGCUACGAGCCCCAGUACCGAAAGCAGACAGACGGACCUGACCGCGGAAGAUGUGGGUCUCGAUUAAGGAGUGAUCGUCGAACCGACCGUUAAAAGUCGACCUCUGGGCGUUAAGAAGUUUAAUUAAAACUCGACUACAGUGAACUACGUUGGAGCAGUGAGGUUAUGGUUUGAAGUGAACUUUCCUACCCCCGAUAAUCUUCGACUUUAUUGAUCAACAAAAAUGCCUUCGAGGACAGCUUCGCCGUGCCGCACCGGCUUCGGGAGGAGUUUGCCGGAGCUGGGGCUGAUCGUGCUCCUGGUGCUGCUGCUCCUACAGGGCUCCGUGCUUCCCCUCGGAGCAGCCAGCUCUCCGGAUGUUGGUCACCAGGAAAACUCAGGCAGCCACAAAGAAGCGGACGUGGUGCAUAACUCCACCAAGAAGGCUUUCCCUGUGCUCAGCGUUGACUACCAUCACAUACAGACGCCCUUCGAAAUAUCAUUAUGGGUUCUCCUGGCCUCUUUAAUGAAAUUAGGUUUCCACCUGAUUCCACGUCUGUCCAACAUUGUGCCAGAAAGUUGCCUGUUGAUAGUGGUGGGCCUGCUGGUGGGGGGGCUCAUCAAAGUCGCUGGAGAGAAGGUCCCCCCAGUGUUGGACUCCAGGUUGUUCUUCCUCUGCCUGCUGCCCCCCAUCAUCCUGGACGCUGGCUACUUCCUGCCCAUCCGCCCGUUCAUGGAGAACCUGGGCACCAUCCUGAUGUUCGCUGUGGUUGGGACUUUGUGGAAUGCCUUCUUCAUCGGCGGCCUGCUCUACGCCGUGUGUCAGAUCCAACCGUCCAAUCCCUCCGACCUCCACCAACUGGAGCUCCUGCCUUGCUUGCUCUUUGCCUCCAUCAUCUCAGCCGUGGACCCCGUCGCUGUGCUCGCAGUUUUCGAGGAGAUUCACAUCAAUGACGCCGUCACUGUGGUGCUCUACCAUCUUUUCGAGGAGUAUGCAGGCGUUGGCUCGGUGACGGUGAUGGACGUCGUCCUAGGAAUCAUCUCCUUUUUGGUGGUUGCAGUCGGGGGUGUUUUAGUCGGAGCAAUCUACGGCAUCCUGGCCGCCUUCACCUCCCGCUUCACCUCACACACGCGCGUCAUCGAGCCGCUCUUCGUCUUCGUGUACAGCUACAUGGCGUACCUCUCUGCUGAGAUGUUCCACCUGUCAGGCAUCAUGGCGUUGAUCGCGUGUGGGGCAGUAAUGCGUCCUUACGUUGAGGCCAACAUAUCCCAUAAGUCCCACACCACCAUCAAGUACUUUCUGAAAAUGUGGAGCAGCGUCAGCGAAACGCUCAUCUUCAUAUUUCUGGGCGUGGCCACGGUGGACGGACCUCACUCUUGGAACUGGACGUUCGUCACCGUGACCGUCAUUCUGUGUCUGGUGGCUCGAGUCAUAGGCGUGGUGGGCUUGACCUUCAUCAUCAACCACUUCCGCAUCGUCAAACUCACCACCAAGGACCAGUUCAUCAUAGCCUACGGUGGCCUGCGAGGAGCCAUCGCCUUCUCCCUGGGCUUCCUGCUGGAUAAAAAUCAUUUUCCAAUGAGAGAGAUGUUCCUCACGGCCAUCAUCACCGUCAUCUUCUUCACCGUCUUUGUGCAGGGGAUGACCAUCAAACCUCUGGUGGAGCUGCUGGCAGUGAAGAAGAAACAGGAGGCCAAGCGUUCAAUUAAUGAGGAAAUCCACACCCAGGUAAAAUAACACAUCCAACCGUACAAGUACGUGAAGAAGUGCCUGAUUGCGGGCGAACGGUCCAAGGAGCCGCAGCUCAUCGCCUUCUACCACAAGAUGGAGAUGAAACAGGCCAUCGAGCUGGUGGAGAGUGGGGGGGGGGUCAAGCUGCCCUGCGCCAUGCCUUCCACUGUCUCCAUGCAAAACAUCCAGCCUAAAAAGCCUCCUCCUGCCAAGACUGCGGAGCGAGCUCUGCCUCAGCUGCCUAAAGGCCGAGAGGAGGAGAUCAGGAAGAUUCUCCGCAGUAACCUUCAGAGGACACGACAGAGGCUGCGCUCCUACAACCGUCACACUCUGAUUGCCGACCCGUACGAGGACGGCUUCGGUGACCUGCUGAUUAAGAAGCAGAAGAUGGUGGAGCUGGAGAAGAAGAUAAAGGAGAUGAACAACUACCUGACGGUUCCUGCUGCUCCUCCCGACUCCCCGACCAUGUGCAGAGCCAGACUGGCUUCAGGGAGAAAUACUGAUUUCAAACCUGCUCUGCAGCAGAAAGAGAGCAGAACCUGUAAAGACCCCCAGGCCUACAGUGUGAAGCCGCCGUCUGGACCGCUGCCGACCAUUCAGGUGGACCUGGCGUCUCCUCAGUCUCCAGACUCCGUGGAUAUAAUGAGCGAGUUCAAACAGGCCAAGCGGGAGGUGGAGGAGGAGGACCAGGGCCUCGUGAUGAGUCCUGCCGACGGACCGAGCCGCCAGGGCGAGGGAGACACGGGCAGGGAACAGAAGUUGAUGAGGUGCCUCAGCGACCCGGGUCCCAGCGCCGACGAGGACGAGGACGAACCCUUUCUGCCUUAAACCCCGGCAGAGCGGACGGGAGGGAUCGGGCCGCUCGCUAACCUCCGCCGGUCAGAGCAGGGGGAGAGGGGAGGGGAGGGGGGGCUUUAGCUGCUCUGCUCUCGUAAUAUCUCUUUGGUUCCAAAACCAAAGAAGCCUAAACUGCAAACGCUGACAGUGAAAAGGAAAAAAAAAGCCUGAAAAAAUAAAACAAAGAGCCAUUAGUUUAAUAUCCGAUCCUCAUCGCUCUUUAUUUUUUUAAAGUCAGGAGCUCGGAGUUGGCGAAGUUUCUAUGACGGACAUCCAGGAAAGAACUAUGCAUAACCAAAAGUCUGGACUGUUUCACCAAAUGCUGUUUUUAAUUUCACGUCACUUGUUUGUUUUUUUGUUUCCUUUCUUUUUAAUCUUGUUUCAUUUUUUUUGACCAAAUUCUCUAAUAUCAUACUUUUGUCCGAUGUGAGGGUGACCAGGUUGCAAUCAUUAAAAUGUUGAGUAGCCUAGAUCAGUGUUUCCCAAACAUUUGUUUUUCUGGGGACCCAUAUUUUAAAAAGUCACAAACCUUCAUGACCCAAGUCAAUGGACAUUAUUCGUAAACUCCAGGGAAACACGGUCCGAGACGACCCCAAAAAAAAAAAAAAAAAUCCCAAUCUUUGGGAAACAACGGCCUUCAACACAAUGAUAUUCAUUUCUUAUUUGCCCCAGCAGUGACUCCGACCAGUCUGGUCCUUCACAGGCUGAAGCUGCACUUUCUCUUCUUUUGUUUUUAUUUUUAAAUUCUGGAUUUUCUCUUUUUUCUCUGUAAAGAUUCUGAACAUUUCAAACUCGUCCGAAUUGAGGUUCAAAUUUGCAUCACGACCCAAAAACUGUCCAAAUGAAGUGCAGUCUCCUCACACACACACACACACGGGGACACCUGGUCGCCCUAGCUGACGAUGGAUUUUUCCUUCCGUGUCCAGAAAUAACUGGAUAUUAAAUCAAACAUUUAGCUACAGGAAAAUAUUUGGCCUUAUUUUAUACAUUAUGUUUUUAUAUAUUUUUUUGUCUUUCAAACAUUUUUGUUUCAGGGCUACUGAUAUCAAUUUUAUGGCGUUCUAUUGUAGCGUUCUCUGCUCUUGUUGUGGUCGUUUGGUUGAAGCUGUCAGAUUGAAGUCACUGUGAAGAAGAACCACAGCUGUGUUGGUAUCAGACAUAAACUCAUGCUCCUGCAGCUGUGGACGACGUUGCUGUAAAAUAUAAAAAGUCAUUUUUAGUCUCUCCCACGUGGAGGGGAACGACCGUGGGGACAGGAAGUGAUGUAGCACAGACGUCAGCCUAGGUCGUCCGAUGAUGACGUUAUGUCACAUUUCGUUAUGUGUCGACCUUUUUUUUUUUUAGCAGUAAUGCGUUGGAGUUGUUUUAGUCGCUUCCUCAAACUAUCUUCACGCUGCAGCUGGUGCUCAAGUCCAAGAUUUUGAUCAGAUCCGACUGUGUUCUACACGGUCGUGUGCGACUCCACUCUUAUUCUCACACAGGUUUUCGGUGAAAUUCUUUACUUUAGUUUAUUUUUAUUUAAAUGCAUUAGUGUUGGUUAGACUGUUGACACAGAAAUCCAUCUGCACGCCCUGACUAACUAACUGAAGGUGCGUCUUUGCAAAAAAAAAAAAAAACCCAAAAAACUCUAUGCAGUAUAAAUGUGUAAAAUGAAAUGUGGGCUUUAUUUUCUUCUAAUGAUAAACCCUUUAAGGUUAAAGUUCUCAUUUAAACAUCAACACGCAAAACAGUGAAGAACGACAGGAAACAGGAAAAAAAAUCCAAACUCUAAUAUAAAGAAAGGGGAUGUCUAAGGCUAAGCUAAGCUAAGCUACGACUGAAGUCAUUUGCUUUGAUGAACGCACACUGUUCUGUAGUCGGCACCAUGUUGUGGAUACACUCUAUAUAACUGGACAGAGUGUGUGUUAAAAAAAACCAAACAAACAAACACCUCGUCACCUCGGUGUGUUCUCAUUGGACAGUACAGUUUUUCUAGGUCCACAUCAUUUAUAUCUUGGUUGGUUAUUCUUGACAGAGACGGUGAAAAAGCCUCGGUGAGUAAACGUUCCACCUUCAGGUUCUUUUUAAGGUAUUAGUGACCAUUCAAUCCCUCCCUGAUCCUCUUACAUUCGCAAGGUUCGCGUUACAGCUCAGGAAAUCGUGAAAUGGUCUGUCAUGGUCAGCGGGGCAAGUUGAAGAAGGGUAUUUUGUAUGUGCACGUGAACGUGAAAAUCAAGACUCGUACCUGCGCCGGAGUCCAGACAGUUUAAUCCCCUCUCCCGCCUCCUGCGUCUGAAUGGGACGAUUUCAGCUCCGAGAUUGAGGGUCAGACCUCACGGCUUCCCAUUUCCCCGUCACAAACAGAUUCGAUUUCUCCUCCACUGAGUCAGCGGGUUGUACAGAGAGCGGGGUUGGCGGCGGCGGGAACGUGUCGUAAAAAGGCCAGAGAGGUCAAAGAAACAAACAGACGUGUUUGUUUCCUGUCAGGACGCGGUGACAGGUGGCCUCGUCUCUCCAUCUGCACCUGCUGCGUUUACUGUUCCAUUAAAACCUGUUUAUGUGCAGCAUCACUUUUAAUAGGCUUUUCAAAUGAAGGCUGUAAACGGCAGCCACAGACGGGAGGAGAGCUGCGUGAGCUGGUGGUUAAAAACAGGCGGCUUGUGGGCCAGAAUUUGCCCGUGACCAGUAAUGUGGGGCCCACUGAUAAAGAUGUCAUUAUAAUUAUAUUUUAUUAUUAAUCUUCACUAAUCUAAUAAUGUUAUUAACGUUAUUGUUUUUAUAUAUGUGCUUUAACCUAUACCGAAGCCAUAACGUCGCAGAAAGAGAUUGUGGAAUAAUGUUCUUAUCCAUGAUCAGUGUUAAUUGCAGACACAGCUGGUCAGAAGGAGGCGCUCUGGAGUUCAAUUUUUUUUUUUUAGGAAACUCCCGCUGCAACUUAUGGUAUGAAAAAUAAGCCAUUCAUCAGUGGAAUUAAAAAAUACUAAUUAUACUAAAAGGGCAUCAUGUGAAAAGUGUCCAACCGACAUCCGACCAGCUGUUACUGCUGAUCGGAUGUCGUUUGUCUCCCUUUAAUCUGCAAACAUUUGACAAGGUUUUUACGUGUCGGUGCGUUUGUCUUUAUUUUUAAUUAUAUUCUCACAAACAUUUGCUCUAAAACAAUUUUGUUUUCACCUGCAGAGUAACAAGAGAAAGUGACAGAAAGUAAACACGGGUUUUCUGCAGUACUUCAAAUCUGAAUGGAGUACCUAACUAUAUUUUUGAUGUCAUAUAUUUGGUAAGGAAGAAACUAGAAAUGUUUAAUCCACAGACCGGGGUUGGAAAGACAAGACCUACAUUUACCCUGUGGGUGUUUGAGUCCGAGUGCUGACCAGUGUGUCCAGUGUGUUUCCUGACUCUGCUGAUGUCAGCUUGGGUCGGCUCCAGAGGCUGUGUUUUGAAUACUCUAGUACUUCAUGACCUUCCUGACUUUUACUGUAUCACUCUCAGCCUCCUUGGUUCGAGCUUUAUUCAAUGUCAAAGUCUGUGUGUCGAUGCUGUCUGGUACAAGAUCAGGAGAUUUUCUUUCUUUCUUUUUUGUGCACUGAAUGUUUAUCUGUAACAACAUCCAAAAAACUUUUCUUCAUCCAAAGGUGACAGUAGCUGCAGAGUAAAUGCUGCGACCCCAAAGUGGCUUCAACAAGCUGAAAUUAAAACACUUUUAUUAUUGACUGACGUCAGGCCCGUCUGUCGACCACAAAUGUGGUCUGCAUGGUGAUAAGGCAGAGUUCCUACACCAGUGUCUCUGCAGGGUCUCAGUCGUCAAGGUCAUCUUAUCUGGAGCAGUUCGGUGGAGGGCAACUGGACUCUGCCGUAGAACCAACCCAGUCCAGUUCCCUUCUAUGGAACUGCUUUGGUUUUUAACCAGAUCACCUUCCUGAUGAAUCCAAACCGGAGUUAGAGACUGGAAGAGUCUUGUGUUAACGGCAGAUCUGCCCCUGGCAGACACUAGGUAUGUGGUUCCUUUGGGAAUCGAACCCAGGACUCUCUGCUUCUGAGGCAGGCGUGCUAGCCACUAUGAUCUAUUGUAAGGUCUAGAUCAGUGUUUCCCAAACUUUUUUUUCUGUUGACCCUGCUGAAACAUGAUGCGAGACGACCCAGAAAUAAAUCUCUUGCUUCCCAGAUGAGGGUCACGACCCAGUCUUUGGGAAACAAUGGUCUAGAAUGGCAUUGUGAUAGGGUUCCUAGGAAAAGUGUUGAGUGUCAAAAGUGUUCCAAAUAACCAGGUGACUGACAGCAGAGAAGGUGACACCAAAGUGAUUCUUCAAAGUAAUUUCACGCAGCUUAUGUCAGAUUUUCAAAAUAAGAGCCAAUCCAAUGCAAUCUCUAAGAAGCAGCUGCUGACAAACCUCUGGCGCGGGGCCACGCAGAGGCUUUUUGCUUUUUGUUUUCUUCUUCAAACUCGUCAGCCGUGUUUUCGUUCGUGUGCAUCAACACAACUCUCCGUCUGCGUCUCCACUGAAUGUCAGGUGGCGAUGUCAGGUACAUAUUCAUGUCAUCAACCAUCGCGCUGUAGUGCGCCGUGAUGGUAAACACAGUCUGACGACCGUCGUCGGCUUGGAGAACCAUGAUUAGAAACACUUUGAACGAGCACUAAUUAUGUUUCCCUCUUUAUUCUCAGCGUCGCCCCCUCCUGGCAUUAUGGACAUGCAUUUAUAGAAGGCUGUAAUCAACGAAUGACAGACGCACAAUCAUCAACGUAAUGACUGUGUAGUGUCAUCACUUCACUCCCCCACCCCCCACCUCUCCCCCAGAGACCCCUCGUGUCUGCUUUACUUCAUCUCUAAUUCAGCUUCUCUGGUUCUACACACACAGAUACACACAAUCACACACACACAGGACAACAUGCACUUUAAAGAAGCCGUACCUUUAAUUCAUAACGUUGACGCUGAAGAGAGCAAUAAGUGGCUUUACUGCAGUGUGGUGUACAAGUACACGUCGCAGGGAAUAGAAUGUACUUUAUGAUGGGCCUUAAAGAGAUGGACAUGACGUGGUCGGUCAUCACACAGAGGCAGAGAUGGCGCUGCAGAGUCAGACAGAGUUCCUCCUCUGAAACAUUUUCACCCGUUUGUUCAACGCACUAUUGUUUACAGUUUAAAAAUUGCAAUAAUGAGAUUUUUUUUCUUAAAAAAACAAACAAAAA